Molecule: messenger RNA, 2897 nt
Organism: Lactuca sativa (garden lettuce)
Lineage: Eukaryota; Viridiplantae; Streptophyta; Magnoliopsida; Asterales; Asteraceae
Product: protein ROOT HAIR DEFECTIVE 3
Biological process (GO): endoplasmic reticulum membrane fusion
Cellular component (GO): endoplasmic reticulum
Molecular function (GO): GTPase activity; GTP binding
Source: RefSeq, a predicted model, not a curated record
CUUCUCUCCAAAGAAAAUCUUGAAUAUCAUAAGACAGUGGUGUGACGCCCACCUUUCAAGAAGUCCAAGAACACAAAUUAAGAGGGGAUUUAUACUUGUCUGAGAUCGCACGCUGUUUGCUUCUUCUUUCGUCUUUCAAAAAGCAAAGAUCAAAUCCCAGCUCUAACUCUUCUCCAUGGAUAGAGAAGCUGAAUGUUGCUCCACACACCUGAUAGAUGGGGAUGGUACUUUCAAUGCAGCUGGACUUGAUAAUUUUAUCAAACAAGUCAAACUGGCAGAAUGUGGACUUUCUUAUGCUGUUGUAGCUAUCAUGGGCCCACAGAGCAGCGGGAAGAGCACACUUCUAAAUAAUCUUUUUUAUACCAACUUCAGGGAAAUGGAUGCUUAUAGGGGAAGGUCUCAGACUACUAAAGGUAUUUGGAUAGCAAGAUGUCCUGCUAUUGAACCUUGCACCAUUGUAAUGGAUCUUGAGGGCACUGAUGGAAGAGAGAGAGGAGAGGAUGAUACUGCAUUUGAAAAACAGAGUGCACUUUUUGCACUUGCUGUUUCAGAUAUAGUGCUUAUAAACAUGUGGUGUCAUGAUAUUGGGCGUGAGCAGGCUGCAAAUAAACCUCUUCUGAAAACCGUUUUCCAGGUUAUGUUGAGGUUGUUUAGUCCACGUAAAACAACUUUAAUGUUUGUUAUACGCGAUAAAACAAGGACACCUCUUGAAAACCUAGAGCCUGUCUUGAGGGAAGAUAUCCAAAAGAUAUGGGAUUCUGUUCCUAAGCCAGAAGCCCACAAACACACCCCACUGAGUGAAUUUUUCAAUGUUCAAGUUGUUGCACUGUCUAGUUAUGAAGAGAAGGAAGAACAAUUUAAAGAGCAGGUGGCUGAUUUGAGGCAAAAGUUUUUCCAUUCCAUUGCCCCUGGUGGUUUAGCAGGUGAUAGGCGAGGGGUAGUUCCUGCUUCAGGUUUUUCCUUCAGUGCACAACAAAUCUGGAAAGUCAUCAAAGAGAACAAAGACCUUGAUCUUCCAGCUCACAAGGUGAUGGUGGCAACUGUUCGAUGUGAAGAAAUUGCUAAUGAGAAAUAUUCUUCUUUUGUUACAAAUGAGAAUUGGCUUGAAUUAGAAGAGGCUGUACAAUCUGGUUAUGUGUUAGGCUUUGGAAAGAAGCUUAGUUCACUACUUAACAAAACUUUAUCCAGUUAUGAUGAAGAGGCAACAUACUUUGAAGAUAGUGUUAGAUCUGCAAAGAGAAAGCAAUUGGAAGAGAAAUUGUUGCAACUUGUUCAACCAGCCUACCAAUUAAUGUUGGAACAUAUAAAAUCCGGGACAUUGGAAAACUUCAAAAAAGCUCUUAUUGAUGCAUUGAAUGGUGGACAAGGGUUUGCAGUUGCUGCACGCGACAACACUGCAAAAUUCACAACACUAUUUGAAGAACAAUGUGAAGAUGCCAUUAUCAAGCAAUCGAAGUGGGAUUCGUCUAAAAUAAGGGAUAAAUUUUCACGCGAUUUAGAUUCACAUAUUCUUGAAGUUAGAACAGCUAAACUAUCUGAACUUAAUGCACUAUAUGAGACAAAAUUGAAAGAGGGAUUAUAUGGUCCAGUUGAAGCUCUUUUAGAAGGUGGUAGUGAUGAUACAUGGGCUGCAAUAAGGAAACUUCUUCAUCAAGUAACUGAAAAAGCUGUUUCCGAAUUCUCUUUUGCACUUUCUGGUUUUGAAAUGGAUGAUGAAGAAAAAGAAGAUAUGAUUUUGAAAUUGAAAAAUUAUGCAAGAGGGGUAGUUGAAGGGAAGACAAAAGAAGAAUCUGCAAAAGUUUUGUAUCGUAUGAAAGAAAGAUUUACAUCGAUUUUCAACCAUGAUAAUGAUUCAAUGCCACGAGUCUGGACUGGAAAGGAAGAUAUUCGAGCAAUAACUAAAAUGGCUCGCUCUUCUUCUUUAAAGUUGCUCUCUGUGUUGGCUGCAAUUCGUUUGGAUGAAGAAAAUGAUACAAUUGGGGACACUUUAGUCCUUGCAUUAGUGGAUCCCAAAAAAGCCACUAAUAAUAAGACUACCCUUUCAGACCCAUUGGCCUCAAGCACAUGGGAAGAGGUUCCACCUACAAAAACACUCAUAACUCCUGUUCAAUGCAAAUCAUUGUGGAGCCAGUUUCAAAAAGAAACCGAAUAUACAAUCACUCAAGCUAUUGCUUCCCAGGAAGCUAAUAAACGCAAUAACAACUGGUUACCACCUCCAUGGGCUAUCGCUGCCAUGGUGGUACUUGGAUUCAACGAGUUCAUGACUCUUUUGAGGAAUCCUUUAUGGCUGCUUGUUAUAUUCGUAAGCUACCUUCUUGCAAAAGCUUUAUGGGUCCAACUAGACAUAUCUGGUGAAUUCCGAAAUGGAGCUCUUCCAGGGAUUUUGUCACUAUCAACAAAAUUCAUUCCAACAGUGACGAAUCUUCUUAGAAAAUUAGCAGAACAAGGGGAAAGGCCUGUGAACCCAACAGCACAAACUAUUCAAGGGAGUACAAGUGGUUUUUCAUCAACUGCUUCAUCUGAUGUAACUAAUGAAAAUGAAAUGGAGUACACUAGCCCUACAUCAAGAUCACACAACAAAGAUUUAUGAAUAAACAUCAAUUUCUCACCCAAACCCAAUAACCCGCUUUCUGUAUCUAUGAAAAAACUUGUUUAUUUUGGCGGAUAAAAAAACGUGUCAUGGGCUUUUUUUUUAAAAGAUGUGACAUGUGAGAAGGCAAUAGAGUUUUAAUAGAGGAUAUGCGUAUAUUUUUUGUAUGUGUGUGUUCUUUUUGUCAUAGAUUUGGCCGAUUUUGGUUGUAUCAAGGGGAAAGAAACUUGUGAUUUUGGAUGUGUAAGUGACUUGUUGUAUACUUUGGGUAUAAUGUGGUUGUGUUGGAUUUGGUCGUUUUAAGAUA